This is a messenger RNA of Spirometra erinaceieuropaei, 555 nucleotides long. The record is from the annotation of a GenBank genome assembly. NCBI's taxonomy places the organism in Eukaryota, Metazoa, Platyhelminthes, Cestoda, Diphyllobothriidea, Diphyllobothriidae.
AUGCCGCUCCGCGUUGUUUGCAGUCAGGUGCAGAUUCCCGUUGUGCUUGCCGACCACGCCAAGGACAUUCGUCAACGGUUUGCUCCAGUGUUUCAAGACGGCCUGGGUCGUUGUACAUACACUCAAGCUCUGUUGCAUCUGUCUCCUGGAAGUCAAGCCGUCUUCCUUCCAAAGCGACCCGCGCCAUAUGCAGCCUUACCACUUGUCGAGGCUGAACUGAAGCGUCUGGAGGAACUGGGAGUUCUAGAUUCUGUAUCCUACUCCGAUUGGGCCUCUCCAAUCGUUGGGGCUAAGAAGCCCAAUGAUCCGAUCCGGAUUUGUGCUGGCUCCUCCACCGGUCUUAUUGCCGCGCUAACGCCGAACUGCUGUCCACUGCCAGUUCCGGCUGAUCAGUUCAACCUGCUGAAUGGUGGCACUUGCUUUGCAAAGUUGGAUCUCGUUGCAGAUCGAGGUCGCCCAGAGUCGCGUGAAUUGUUGACCAUCAACACCCACCGCGAUCUGUUCCAAUAUACCAGGCUACCCUUUGGCGUCAAGACCGCCCCGGCCCUAGUCUAA